This is a messenger RNA of Phytophthora sojae, 501 nucleotides long. RefSeq lists its product as hypothetical. The coding region runs from base 1 to 501 and encodes 166 amino acids. The transcript is spliced from 4 exons. NCBI's taxonomy places the organism in Eukaryota, Oomycota, Peronosporomycetes, Peronosporales, Peronosporaceae. The record is from RefSeq and is a predicted model, not a curated record.
AUGCCGUGGGAGAAUGUGGCCAAGACGGCCCUGCAGCAGCUCAAGGAUGAGCGCGCAGGCCUGGGCAAGGCCGCGGACGCACUUGUGAAGGGUGCACAGGCCUGUGAAACUCGCGGCUGCGGUGCUGACGAUCUUCUGCCGCUCUACUGGAAGGCGUGGGACCUGCUGGAGGCGCAGGACAAACCGCACCUCGCUGUGGAGCCGUUGCGCAAGAAGCUAGCUUCCUGGUCAAGAGUGGCAAGCAUGUUGGGCAACAAGGAGCUGCUGCAGGCGACGGCGCACAAGCCCGGCUUCAUGGCGCUAGACAACCAGAUCGGGCUGGAAGUGCGAGUCAGCAGCAGUCGAUGCAGAGGAACCCGUUCGCACCAUCGGCUCGUGCUGCCCCUGCGCAGCGCGGGGGGCAGUAGUGAGAAGCGAACAUGGCUCCUUCAGCAGCAGCAGUUCGACAGACUCGAGUUGCUGAUGGCGGGCCGACCUACCCGACGUCCCCUAACACUCUGA